AUGGGAUGCUGCGCCUCGGCGCCGUACGACGAUCUCGCCACGGUCGACGAGCGCCGAGCGAUGGCGCUGAAAGCCGCGGAAGCGCGGAAUAAGCAAAGCGAGAUGCGCGGGAUCAAGAGCGAAGCGAUGGCGAGUAAAGUGCGCGCGUCCAAGGCGGCGGCCGCGAGAACGAGCGGGGACGCGCACGGUGAUCGCAAGAGCGAACAGAUGGCGCGAGACUGGGCGUCGUGA
Messenger RNA from Ostreococcus lucimarinus CCE9901, 231 nucleotides. RefSeq lists its product with no specific name. The transcript has 2 exons. The coding region runs from base 1 to 231 and encodes 76 amino acids. The record is from RefSeq and is a predicted model, not a curated record. Lineage: Eukaryota; Viridiplantae; Chlorophyta; Mamiellophyceae; Mamiellales; Bathycoccaceae.